CUGCCUGGACAGACUACAAGAUGGAUAGGGUCUUACUGGGCUGGACCACUUUCCUGUGGGUGACAGCUGUGACUGAAGCAGUGCAUGUUAUGGUGCCUGACAAGAAACAGGUAGCAAUGCUCUUUCAACCAAUUGUGCUUCGAUGCCGCUUUUCAACGUCUUCCACACAACCAGCCGUGGUGCAAUGGAAAUUUAAAUCCUACUGCCAAGAUCCCAUGGGAGAAGCUCUGGGAGUUGUCUCUGCAGGGAUCCAGGCAAUAAACAAGAGGAACUUGGAAUGGGAUCCGUACUUGGACUGUGUGGAUAGCAGGAGAACAGUCCGCAUUGUGGCAUCCAAACAGGGCUCGGUGGUCACGACUGGAGAGUUCUACAAAGGAAGAGAAAUCUCCAUUCUCCAUGAUGCAGACCUCCAUAUUGGAAAAUUGAUGUGGGGAGACAGUGGAUUGUAUUACUGUCUUGUCAUCACACCUGAUGAUGUAGAAGGCAAGAAUGAGGAAUCAGUGGAGCUACUUGUUUUGGGCAGGACAGGGAUGCUUGCUGGUCUCUUGCCCAGUUUUGCUGUGGAUAUUAUGUCAGAAUGGAUGUUUGUGGGCUUGGUGAUCCUGGGGGCUUUCCUUUUCUUUCUCCUAGUUGGGAUUUGCUGGUGCCAAUGCUGUCCUCAUAACUGCUGCUGUUACAUUCGUUGCCCUUGCUGUCCAGAUACUUGCUGCUGUCCACGAGCAUUGUAUGAAGCAGGAAAAGCUGCAAAGGCUGGAUAUCCUCCAGCAGUCACAUCAAUCCCAGGUCCAUACUGUAUCCCUACUGUUUUGGGUAGUGGAGUCCCAUCUCAUGCUGUCCUUGUGGAGAAGUCACAUUUACCUCCCUUGGCACCCAGUGAAUCUGGGGCAGGAGCACAAAGUGUGCACAAGGGUUACCGAAUACAAACUGACAAAGACAGAGAUUCUAUGAAGGUGCUAUACUACGUUGAGAAAGAAUUGGCUCAGUUUGACCCAGCCAGAAGGAUGCGCGAGAGAUACAGUAACACCAUCUCAGAGCUCAGUUCUUUACAUGAUGGGGGUGCCAACUUCCGCCAGUCUUACCGUCAGGUGUGCAGGAAAGCACUUCCUCCUUCAGGAGACAAGAGUGGUGAUGCUGAGUACUGGGCAGGGGUUGUUAGUGGAAGUGGUAUAUCCAGGCCACAAACACGUUCUGAUUACAGGGAAGACAGAGGAAGCUUCAGAAUGAGCCAGCAGAGAUCAAAGUCAGAAAUGCUCUCAAGAAAGAAUUUUUCUUUCGGAGUGCCAGCUGUCUCCAUGGAUGAAUUAGCAGCUUUUGCUGAAUCUUACAGUCAACAGGUCCAUCGGACUGAGGCGAGUCAGGAGCCACGGCACUUUGAGAGGACAGGAUCAAGGAGGGGACCAAUACAACAUCUGGAGAAUUCAGAUGAUUUCUAUAGCAAACGCAGGGGAGGAAACCCUGAACCAGUAACAGAUCCAGACCGGGAAUGGCGAUACAGCCCACCCAGGAGACGUAUGCAUGAAGAGAAACACCUGCCUAGGCUAAUGUGUCGGACACCUGGAGGAAGUCAGAAGUAUGAUCACUCCUACCUCACUAGUGCCCUUGAAAGGAAAUCUCGCAGCUAUGAUGAGAAUGGUGAGCAUAGUGAGACGCCUUCAAAGCUCAGCUCACAUUCCAGCCAAAGGGGAGGAUCUUACUAUGCUUGGUCACCACCAUCAACUUACAAAGCAGAACAGCAGCAGCAACAACCUCCACAGCAAGAGGAAGGAGAAGAUACUCUGCCACCUUACAGCGAGAGGGAAUUGAGCCGGGGUUUUUCAUACAAAAACAGAGAACAACCUAACUUCAAUUCAUCAGAGAAGAAGAGGAAAAAAGAGCCCCCCAAAACAAAUGAAUUCCCAACAAGGAUGUCCCUUGUGGUUUGAUGUUGCUAUAGAAGAGUUGUCUUAAUGGACUGGGAAAACAGAAGCAAAGUCAUGAAGUCUUAA
Protobothrops mucrosquamatus (brown spotted pit viper) is the source of this 1985-nucleotide messenger RNA. It is a transcript of the gene ILDR2, whose product is annotated as immunoglobulin like domain containing receptor 2. Gene Ontology annotation, biological process: pancreas development. Lineage: Eukaryota; Metazoa; Chordata; Lepidosauria; Squamata; Viperidae. Bases 21 to 1922 code for a protein of 633 amino acids. The record is from RefSeq and is a predicted model, not a curated record. Gene Ontology annotation, cellular component: membrane. The transcript is spliced from 10 exons.